CUGGGUCUCCGGGCGGCGCGGGGAGCGGGAGGGCUCUUCUCACACAAGCGCUUCCUCGCGGAGGGGUUGGAGCUGCGGCAGCCGCAGGCCUGGGCCGCCCCUUCUCUUCCGCCUCCUUCUCUUCCUCAGGGCUCCCCGGUCCGCUCGCCCUCCGACGCUGCCCAGUAAUUUCACAAGAAACUGAAGUUUUGAUCAAAAAAUAUUUUGAAUUUGAAACCAGACAUGUACUAGACUUUAGAUUCUUUCAUUUGAUUAAGGUAUGAUCUGAAUAUGCGUUGCUUGGCAGCUCGGGUCAACUAUAAGACUUUGAUUGUGAUCUGCGCACUCUUCACUUUGGUCACAGUACUUUUGUGGAAUAAGUGUUCCAGCGACAAAGCGAUCCAGUUUCCACGGCACUUGAGUAGUGGCUUCAGAGUGGAUGGAUUAGAAAAAAGAGCAGCAGCGUCUGAAAGUAACAACUAUGUGAACCAUCUGGCCAAACAGUCUGAGGAGGCGUUUCCCCAGGAACAGCAGAAAGCACCCCCUGUUGCUGGGGGCUUCAACAGCAAUGGGGGAAGCAAGGUGUUAGGGCUCAAAUAUGAAGAAAUUGACUGUCUCAUAAAUGACGACCACACAAUUAAAGGGAGACGAGAGGGGAAUGAGAUCUUCCUCCCAUUCACUUGGGUAGAGAAAUAUUUUGACGUUUAUGGAAAGGUGGUUCAAUAUGAUGGCUACGAUCGGUUUGAAUUCUCUCAUAGCUAUUCCAAAGUCUAUGCACAGCGAGCUCCUUAUCACCCUGAUGGUGUGUUUAUGUCCUUUGAAGGCUACAAUGUGGAAGUCCGAGACAGAGUCAAGUGCAUAAGUGGAGUUGAAGGUGUACCUUUAUCUACACAAUGGGGACCUCAAGGCUAUUUCUACCCAAUCCAAAUUGCACAGUAUGGGUUAAGUCAUUACAGCAAGAAUCUAACUGAGAAACCUCCUCACAUAGAGGUAUAUGAAACAGCAGAAGAUAGGGACAGAACCAGCAAGCCCAGUGACUGGACCGUGCCAAAGGGCUGCUUCAUGGCUAGUGUGGCCGAUAAGUCUAGAUUCACCAAUGUUAAGCAGUUUGUUGCUCCAGAGACCAGUGAAGGUGUAUCUUUGCAGCUGGGGAACACAAAAGAUUUUAUUAUUUCAUUUGACCUCAAGUUCUUGACAAAUGGAAGUGUGUCCGUGGUUCUUGAGACUACAGAAAAGAAUCAGCUCUUCACUGUGCAUUAUGUCUCAAAUACCCAGCUAAUUGCUUUUAAAGAAAGAGACAUAUACUACGGCAUUGGGCCCAGAACUUCAUGGAGCACAGUUACCAGGGACCUGGUCACUGACCUCAGGAAAGGAGUGGGCCUUUCUAACACGAAAGCCGUCAAGCCAACCAAAAUAAUGCCCAAGAAGGUGGUUAGGCUGAUUGCAAAAGGGAAAGGAUUCCUGGAUAACAUUACCAUUUCCACCACAGCGCACAUGGCCGCGUUCUUCGCUGCCAGCGACUGGCUGGUGCGGAACCAGGACGAGAAGGGCGGCUGGCCCAUCAUGGUGACCCGGAAGCUCGGGGAGGGCUUCCGGUCUCUGGAGCCGGGGUGGUACUCGGCCAUGGCCCAAGGGCAAGCCAUUUCGACACUAGUCAGGGCCUACCUGCUGACAAAGGACCAUGUAUUCCUCAAUUCAGCUUUAAGGGCAACAGCUCCUUACAAGUUCCCGUCAGAGCAGCACGGAGUUAAAGCCGUGUUCAUGAAUAAACAUGACUGGUAUGAAGAGUAUCCAACCACACCUAGCUCCUUUGUUUUGAAUGGCUUUAUGUAUUCUUUAAUUGGGCUGUAUGACUUAAAAGAAACUGCAGGAGACAAACUCGGGAAAGAAGCGAGGUCCCUGUAUGAGCAUGGCAUGGAAUCCCUUAAAGCCAUGCUCCCCCUGUACGACACUGGCUCAGGAACCAUCUAUGACCUCCGGCACUUCAUGCUGGGCAUCGCCCCCAACCUGGCCCGCUGGGACUAUCACACCACCCACAUCAAUCAGCUGCAGCUCCUCAGCACCAUCGACGAGUCCCCCAUCUUCAAAGAAUUCGUCAAGAGGUGGAAAAGCUACCUUAAAGGCAGCAGGGCAAAGCACAACUAGAGCUCACAACCAAAAUCGGAUUUCAGCCUCUGCUGUGCACAGAGCUGCGGCCCUGUGUCAGCAGCGCACAGGCACGUGUUCAAGGUCGGAGGCUGGGUUUUUGUGGAUGACAUCAGAGUGGUACAUGAUCCUAAAACCAGUCUUCUGAGAUCACGGCAUUCCAUGGGUUGGGUGUGUAGAGUUGUAGGUGGCAUUUAGAGCAGGAAAGUGUUUAGUCGGUGGGCUGAACAAAGGUGUUUAACCUUGCCUUGCUUUCACCCUGUACAGUUCCACAGGUAGCCCAGCCCCUCUCGGUUUGGGAAAAUGAAUGGUAAGUAGCUGUUACUGGCCAACUGUCUGUCACUUACCUGAAAACUUAGUAUGGGGUGCUUUUAAAAUGUGAUUAUUUAUGUUUAUGUUGAAAGCAGACUUUAAAAAAAUAAUGUGCUGUAAUACAGUAAAUAUUUACUUGUAGCCUGAAUAGUGGACUGUGUGCAACUUUUUUAAAUGAUGUGGUGUUUUUUUUCUAUAGAUUAACUUCUUGGGGGCAAAUGAGCAUAUUUGUUGUUUUUGUUCAAUUUGUUAUAUAUGGAGAAUAUUUUGAAUUUAUGGUUUUCUUGAUGUGUAAAUUAAAAACACAGUCAGUGUUCAGGCUUCACAGUUAUGUGAUGUAAGCACAACUAAAAUGAAACGUGUUGACUGCACAAAUUACAAAAAUGAUGUUAUCUGUUUUAUAAAACUUGAUCUACAAUCAGUAAAGAUUUGAUAAUCAGUCUAUCCCUCCCUUA
This is a messenger RNA of Miniopterus natalensis, 2891 nucleotides long. RefSeq names its product glucuronic acid epimerase (gene GLCE). The record is from RefSeq and is a predicted model, not a curated record. Gene Ontology annotation, biological process: heparan sulfate proteoglycan biosynthetic process. Gene Ontology annotation, cellular component: Golgi apparatus. Gene Ontology annotation, molecular function: heparosan-N-sulfate-glucuronate 5-epimerase activity. Lineage: Eukaryota; Metazoa; Chordata; Mammalia; Chiroptera; Miniopteridae.